AUGUGUCUCUUGAACGCCUCUUGUGAAUUGGCCUCCAAAGACCCUUCCCUCGCUGCUUACUCUUCCGUUCUACUCACCUCUCGCGUCCAGCCAGCCUGGGUUCCUUUGGCAAGGCCACGAACACGACUGCAACAGAUGCUUUAUUCUUCGAUUCAUUAUACUUCUAUUAUGCCUCAAUUCACCGGAUGGUUUCAUAUUAGUUUAUCUGAAGAUUAUUGCUCAUCAGUAUUGGGUUGUGGUGACCUAAUAGAGACUCCAUUUGUUGCUAUCGAAACAUCAGUUUCUAGUAGCUCAGAAUUCUCUUUACACAAACCUUCUAGAAAAAGCUGUUUGUCAUCAAUUAGAGCUGAUGCUGACAAAAGGCACUUGUUAUCUAUCGACUCAUCUCCCUCAAAUAAGUCUCCCGCGUGUCACGUAAGUGACUUUAUGUCAUCCUUGGAUAAUGAUAGCUCUACCGAACCAAGCAAGGAUCGUAGGACUUGGAUACUCACUGGAUGGCCAACAAUCCUUUAUGCAAACCAAGAGUUAGAGUCCUUUGCCUCAGAUAAGUGUAUAUUCGGACAAGAGGAAUUAGCUACGUAA
Molecule: messenger RNA, 582 nt
Organism: Protopolystoma xenopodis
Lineage: Eukaryota; Metazoa; Platyhelminthes; Monogenea; Polystomatidea; Polystomatidae
Source: the annotation of a GenBank genome assembly